Molecule: messenger RNA, 1882 nt
Organism: Galdieria sulphuraria
Lineage: Eukaryota; Rhodophyta; Bangiophyceae; Galdieriales; Galdieriaceae
Exons: 1
Coding region: 14-1720 (568 amino acids)
Source: RefSeq, a predicted model, not a curated record
AGAGAGAAAGACUAUGGCUUCCGUUACAGAGAAUCCUUACUUGAAAGUAUUGCGAGGAAGAAUUAGGAACCUUCGCAAAAAUAUUGACAAGUUAGAUCGUCUGGAACAGCUGGCAAACCAAGGUGCUGUCCUCAAUUCGCAACAGUUGGAAAGUCUUCGUAACAAGGCAUCGAGACAAGCUGCACUUUGGGAGUUGGAAGAUAUAUUAGUUAGAAUGACAUCGAUAGUUCCGAAGGAGGAAGUGCUUUCUUCUGUUAAAGCAAAAGGCAAAGAAGACCCAAAGGAAACCCACCAAACUUUCACUAUUGAAAAGCAACCUCAUCAAAAGGUGGCAGAGUUGGAUCCAAGUAGUGGUUCCAGUUUAUUAUUGGAAUCUGCGGUGCAAGCUGAAGAAGAUGGCGUUGAGCAGUUGAACAAGAAACAACAACAAGAAGAAGCUCUGGUACAGAAUAUAUUGACGAUUCUUCACGUGAGCGAUUUUAUUGUCAAUGAGCCAGAAGCCGUAGAAACUAUCGUCAAGGAAAAUCUAGAGCUACCACAAGGAAAGUUUGGCAAGCUUAGUCGUGUGCAUAUGGACUCUGUGAAUUACUUUGCAAAGAUGCUUACGUCACCUGAUGGAGAUAUUCCAAUUGAAAGGGCUUUGUUGGUUUCAACGUAUCACGCGAUGGAAUAUUUGCAAAGAAGUAAGAAGGAAGCCAUUCCAGGAAUAAGUUAUGAAUUUCUUCACGAAAUCAUUUCCACUAUAGCCUCUCAUCCAUUGCUUGUAUUUCGUGGAGUAAAUAAUUCCAGCAAUAUGUCAACACAACGAGAAAGUCAACUUGUGGAAAAUGUUGUGGAACAGAUAAACUUUUUUGCACAACCAGUGGAGGAUGAAAUGGAUUCAGGAAUCGACAGUAUAAAUAAUUUACAAAUUGGUGACUCCUCCAUUGUCAUUAGUGGCGAUAGUGCAUUUCCAGACUCUCAUCCAGUGGAUAGUCUUAAAGGCAGUUCUUAUUUAGAUUUCACUCUUAACAAUAAUCCCUCCAGAAUUAUGAUUGACGAUGAUAACAUUUUGAUUAUUCAAGAUGAGAACGCAGAUAAUCCACUCGAUCACUUCAUUGCAUCAUCAGCGAGAGAUAUUUCAUUGGAGGAAUCUAUUUCACGUUCAGUAUUUGCAGAUACGGACCCAUUUAUGAAGAGCAAUUCAAGCAAUCGUCAAAAUGGCAACUUAUAUAAGAAGAAUAAUAUCGAUAGAAUGAUAAAUGAAUUUAUCAGUUCUCAAGAACCUGCCUCAGAGCGUGCUUAUACUGGUUUGGAUAAGUCAUCUCGGGAAGACACUGUAUCUAUGCAAUUCUUUCAUCGAAACAACAUAAAUGAAGUAAGCUUUUUAGACUGGGCUGAUGAGGAGACUCAUCAUAGUUCAGAAGAAACUUAUGAUAUGAAAUUUGAACCAAAUUCAGGAAUGCCAAAACGCAUUUUAUCACUAACCGGUAAUGUGAAACUGAACCAUGGCUCACAGAAUUCAAAGAGUCAGAUGGAAACUGAAGAUGAUCGUUUGGGUGGACAGAGGAUGCGAAAUAUGGAAUCAGACAAGUUACGUUGGUCCAAGAACCGUAACAAACAUUCCCAAUAUACUUCUAGACAGGGUUUAGAAGGAGAACGAAACAAAAUACACAACAGACAGCCAUUGUGGACUCGAAGGGAUACUAGACGAAGCGAUAAUGGAAAACAAUCCUUUUGAGAACCAAGUUGAUCUGAAAGCAUUGUUGAACUUUUGAAAUUUAUCUUGAAUAGUGUCGAAUGACUUGUCACAGCUGAGAUAUCCAAAACUUUAUAGAUACAAAAACACACAAUUCCUGCCUUAUUUGAAUAAAACAGCGCAGAUAAAACCAUUUUAUGAAUA